Propithecus coquereli (Coquerel's sifaka) is the source of this 2024-nucleotide messenger RNA. It is a transcript of the gene CYP2U1, whose product is annotated as cytochrome P450 2U1. Gene Ontology annotation, biological process: xenobiotic metabolic process. The transcript has 4 exons. Gene Ontology annotation, molecular function: iron ion binding; heme binding; oxidoreductase activity, acting on paired donors, with incorporation or reduction of molecular oxygen, reduced flavin or flavoprotein as one donor, and incorporation of one atom of oxygen. Bases 134 to 1141 code for a protein of 335 amino acids. Gene Ontology annotation, cellular component: cytoplasm; intracellular membrane-bounded organelle. The record is from RefSeq and is a predicted model, not a curated record. NCBI's taxonomy places the organism in Eukaryota, Metazoa, Chordata, Mammalia, Primates, Indriidae.
UGUGUUUGCCCGUUAUGGACCAGUGUGGAGACAACAGAGGAAGUUCUCUCAUUCAACUCUUCGUCAUUUUGGGUUGGGAAAGCUUAGCUUGGAGCCCAAGAUUAUUGAGGAGUUCCGAUAUGUGAAAGAGGAAAUGCAGAAGCACGGAGAAGAGCCCUUCUGUCCUUCUGCCCUCGUCAGCAAUGCCGUCUCUAACAUCAUCUGCUCCCUGUGCUUCGGCCGGCGCUUUGAUUACGCCAAUAGCGAGUUUAAGAAACUGCUUGGUUUUAUGUCACGAGGGUUAGAAAUCUGCCUGAACAGCCAGCUCCAGCUGGUCAACAUAUGCUCCUGGCUUUAUUACCUUCCCUUUGGACCAUUUAAGGAAUUAAGACAAAUUGAAAAGGAUAUAACCAGUUUCCUUAAGAAAAUCAUCAAAGAGCAUCAAGAGCGUCUGAAUGGAGAGAACCCUCAGGACUUCAUAGACAUGUACCUUCUCCACAUGGAAGAGGAGAGGAAAAAUAACAGCAACAGCAGUUUCGACGAAGAGUACUUAUUUUAUAUCAUUGGAGAUCUCUUCAUUGCUGGGACUGAUACCACAACUAACUCUUUGCUUUGGUGCCUGCUGUAUAUGUCAGUGAACCCCAGUGUACAAGAAAAGGUUCAUGAAGAAAUCGAAAGGGUCAUUGGUCCCAACCGAGCCCCUUCCCUCACAGACAAGGCCCGGAUGCCUUAUACUGAAGCCACCAUCAUGGAGGUGCAGAGGCUGAGCGUGGUGGUGCCGCUUGCCAUUCCUCACAGGACCUCGGAGAACACAGUGCUCCAAGGGUAUACCAUUCCUAAAGGCACAGUGAUCCUACCCAACUUGUGGUCGAUACACAGAGACCCAGCCAUUUGGGAGAAGCCAGAGGAUUUCUGCCCUCAUCGAUUUCUGGAUGACCAAGGACAACUUAUUAAAAAAGAAACCUUUAUUCCUUUUGGGAUAGGGAAGCGGGUGUGUAUGGGAGAACAGCUGGCAAAGAUGGAAUUAUUCCUCAUGUUUGUGAGCCUGAUGCAGAGCUUCACUUUCGCUUUGCCUAAGGAUUCUGAGAAGCCCAUCCUGACUGGAAAAUUUGGUCUAACUUCAGCCCCACAUCCAUUUAAUAUAGUCAUUUCUAAGAGAUGAAGAGCAUCUCCAGGAAGAGAUGGUAAAAAGAUAUCUGAAUAUAUAAAUAUAAAAUAUAUAGAUUUGUGUCCUUCUAAACAGAUUCUUCCUGCUGCAGUUGACAGUGUAUCCAGCAACUCCGCAGAUCCAGGUUUGGCUCAGAUUAGAGAAAGACUAGAAGGAGCGAGAGCCCAUGGGAGCUUUCAUCUUGCAGGAUUCCUCAGCAGGAUACUUCCGCCAUUUUGGUAAUGCAAGUCUGUGAUUUUGGGAACAGGGACCGAAGCACCGAGGAAACAGGAGAUCUGGAUUUUAUUUGCAGUGGCUUCCACCAAUGAGCCUCUUCUCAUCGCUCAGUGCCUCAGACAUCCCAGGUGUGAAACGAGGGUAACAAAACUUGCCUUCUCUCUACCUCUGCGUACUAAUGAAGGUCGAAUGCCUCUUAUCUUUUCUGAUACCACUAAAAUGCUGUUAAGUUCUGGAGAAGAAAUUCAGGAGUAAAAGAAGGUCUACCUGCUGGCUUCUUGAGACCCAUGACAACAUAAAAGCAGCGUUCGGCCUGGAACAGUUUGUUAGAGAGGGAUGCGGAUUUUUUAGGUAAUGCUGAGGCAGAACUUUUCUCAGCACAGAUUCUGUGUCAGUCUCUUUGGGCUUGUUCUGUUAUUGUUACCUUUUUGUUUAUGAUUUUAGUUUUUACUUUUUGUAGAAAUGGGAUGAAGUGGAGCCUUGUCUAGUACGUUGAGGGAAAAAAAGAAAUUAAGAUUUUUAAAAAUCCCCUAUAAAGUUAUUGUCUAAAGUUGUAUGUUUGUGUUCUAGUUCAACUACAGGAACGGUGAGCCUGGCUAAAGAAGUAGCUUCAUGGCAGAAUUCCUUCCUGCUGAAUUAUUUGCAAAGAUGUAGCUCUGCC